UAAAAUGAUAACUGGGAUGAUCAUACAACGGUGAUAACAUUAUCAUAAUCUUCUAAAUUAGUUAGGUGUUGACAUUUUUUUUUUCAUUGUAAUUUUUUUUUUUUUAACGGAGAUUUUUUGGUGUAUAAUGAAUGGUAAUGUCGUUUUCAUCAUACCGGCCAUACCGGUCGAACGAAAAUAUGAGAACUCAUUAUUUGGAUGCUCGGUAUUUAGGUGACCAAGUUCAAUACUUGGUGAUUUUGAGUAGCUGUUCCUAUUGUACGUCAUGGAAGACUGGAUGGCAGCGUUAAAAGUCACAGCCAGCAGAGAUAUUUUAAAUCAGCCAAUUGGUGUGGAUUUAAAUGAUUUUCUGUCUGGAAAUCACUCGUGGCAUACUACAUCUCAUGCACGUCCAACAUAUUGCAAUAUCUGCCGAGAACAGCUAUCAGGUGUUACAUCUCAUGGAUAUAGUUGCGAGGUAUGUAAAUGUAAAGUACAUAAAAGAUGUGUGGACAAGGCGAUCAGCAACUGCAAGUGGACUACAUUGGCUAGCGUUGGAAAAGACAUAAUUGAAGAUAAACAAGGGAAUAUUUUAAUGAUACACCAAUGGAUGGAAGGAAAUUUACCUGUUUCAUCCAAAUGCGCCGUCUGUGAUAAAACAUGUGGAUCAGUCUUAAGGCUCCAAGACUGGAGAUGUUUAUGGUGCAGAGCAACAGUACAUACUGCAUGCCGCCCUAAGCAUACAAUUAAAUGUCCAUUAGGGUCUAAUAGAUUAAGUGUGGUGCCACCCACAGCUAUACAUUCUGUUGCUAGUGAUGAUUCCUUAGAAGCAAUCCAACCCCAUGGAUGUUCCCCAUUAUUAGUAUUUGUCAAUUCUAAGUCCGGUGACAAUCAAGGUAUAAAAUUUCUCAGACGAUUCAAACAAAUAUUGAAUCCAGCACAAGUAUUUGACCUCAUUGGUAACGGCCCUGGACCUGGGUUAAGAUUAUUUAGACAUUUCAAUCCGUUCAGAGUGUUAGUAUGUAGUGGUGAUGGUUCUGUUGGCUGGGUACUUUCUGAAAUUGAUAGGCUUAAUAUGCAGGUGCAGUGUCAUGUAGGUGUACUACCUUUGGGCACUGGUAAUGACUUAGCAAGGGUAUUAGGUUGGGGCGCAUCUUGUGACGAUGAUGCUCAUUUGCCUCAAAUAUUGGACAAAUAUGAACGAGCCAGUACUAAGAUACUUGACAGAUGGAGUAUAAUGGUAUAUGAACGUAGCAUUGAUAUAGGUAGUGGCACAAAACUAACAAUGAAUUCUGGGGUACAAGAGGGUAUUAGUUUAGAAUCAGCCAUAUCUACAUACUACAAUUAUAUUAUGACUAAUUUGAACAUUAUUUUGCAAACUCAUGAACACGAAACAAUUGUUAACACAGCCAAAGUGUUAUGUGGUACUGUCAAAGAUUUUAUUGUAUGCAUAUCAGAAAUUAACAAUGUUAUUGACAAUACUGAAUUCAAUGAAAUGCGCCAAGAUUUAAAGUAUAAAUUAGACACACUUUUAAAACUUCUUCAAAAAGAAGAGUUCAAAAUAACAUAUCAGACCAAAAAUGAAAUAGUACAUAAUAAUGAUUUAAAUGAAGAAAACAUGCACAUUAAUAUUAAUAAAAUAAUAAAUAACAAUGUAAAAGAUACUGAAAGUAAAGACAUAAAAAAAGUUUAUAAAAAGCAAUUACUUGAAAGAGCUAAUAGCCUUGAAAAAUCAGUUACAAAAUUAAUUGAACAUUCUGGCAAGGCAGCUUUUCCUUCUACUAUUUUGACUCCACUAGCCAUGUCAGAACUGCUAUCACCAAGCAUCGAUAACAAUCUGAACCUUCAACAGCUAACUCCUACAUCUAUUGCCAAUCCUAUAUCUAUUUCUCCUAUACCAAUGUUAAGAAGAGAAUCAUUGUCUUCAACAGAAUUAAAUAUUGAAUCUUUACCGGUACCUGUAGAAUUUUCCGAUUGCCGUCAAGAAAUAGUUUUGGAUGAUCAAAAUGCUGUGAUGUCUGAAGAAGAUACGAGUACAUAUCAAACUUCACAGUAUGAUGAUUUGAAUAGCUAUUGUCAAAUAUACGAAACUGAUAAAUUAAAAAAUGAGUGCAAAGAUCAAAUUAGUGAACCACUAAAAACAUAUCCUGCAUUUAAAAUAAGUGAAGAAGAAUCUUUAGGAAAUAUUUGUCAUAUUGAUUCAUCUGAAGCAUCAGAUGAAAUACCAGAUAGUUAUAAAAUGUGUGAUAAUAAGUGCCAAGCGUCUUCGUCUCGUUACAGUUUUCGCCAAGCUUGUCAAGGCCAAUUUUCACGUCAUCGACCUAAAUUGAAUUUUGGUGUAAAUGAAUGUACGGAGUCUGAUGUAGAUGUAUCAAAUUUAAUAUCCUCAUCCCCGGAUGAUGAAGAAAGUGAAGACUUUCGUAAAGAGCUUAUAGUUGUAGAAAAUAGUUCUAAGAAGUGUAGUAUUGCACAUUUUAUUGAGGGAAAUGACAUCGCACGAAGAUCAAUUAAAUGCCGUCAUCUUAAUAAAACGUAUAGUGAUAUGGAAACUGAAAUUGAAUAUGGAUUUAAAAAUUUAACCAAGGAAUCAGAAAAAUGUGCUGUCAACAAGGGUUUAGAAGUACCAAAUGAAUCAAAAUUUGUUACAGAUAAAAAUGAAAUAAAUGUCAGAAUUCAAGGUUCUAAUGGUAAUAUAAGUACAAAUGGUGAUAAUUCAUUCCUACUUCAAGAUCCUAAGCCAACAAGUGAUGUUUUUGAAGCUGAUGAUGAUGAUGAUGAUGAUGAAUUACAUAGUUUCAAAGGAUUAAAAAGAAGUCAAACAAUGACUGGUCCAGCUGUGGUCAUAAAUCCACCUUCUCCCCAGAAUUUCUCACCUAAUAAAUUGUGUGAUGUGGAAGAAUCACAUCUGGACUGUAGAAGAAAUAGUUUUGACAGUUGUCGGAGACUUUCUGCAGCAUCACCUAUCAUGUUAAAUGCUUCACCUUUGCGAGCUUCACAUAGAAUUUCUAGUAGCACAGCAUUAAAUAAUCGAAAUCAUUCUCCAACACCAUGCUCAGUACAAAAUUAUACAUCGCUCAAACGUAAUAAACAUUUACCAAUCAUCAAUCCAUUGGUUACUUUACCUACUUGGCCUAAUGUAACAGAAUCAAGUUUGAUAAGUCAAGUGUUAUUAGCAAAUGCUGAUGCUCUAUGUGCUCCUGCUGUACCUUUGAUGGACCCCGAUGAAACUUUGUUAGAAGGAUUUUUUGAAAAAUGCAUUAUGAAUAACUAUUUUGGUAUUGGCAUAGAUGCUAAGAUCUCAUUAGAUUUUCAUCAUAAACGAGAAGAACAUCCAGAAAAAUGUAGGUCACGGACUCGAAACUACAUGUGGUAUGGAGUAUUAGGAAGCAAACAGUGGUUACAGAAAACUUAUAAAAAUUUGGAUCAAAGAGUACAACUGGAAUGCGAUGGACAAAGAAUUCCACUUCCUUCAUUGCAAGGAAUUGUAAUACUUAAUAUUCCAAGUUUCAUGGGCGGUACUAAUUUUUGGGGUGGUACUAAAGAAGACCGAGUCUUUUUAGCUCCUAGUAUUGAUGAUAGGAUAUUAGAAGUGGUCGCUGUGUUUGGAUCUAUCCAAAUGGCUGCAUCACGUUUAAUAAACUUACAACAUCAUCGUAUUGCCCAAUGUACUACUGUUCAAAUAAAUAUUAUGGGCGAUGAAGGGGUACCAAUACAAGUAGACGGCGAGGCAUGGGUACAGCCUCCUGGAAUGAUUCGUAUAAUUCACAAGAACAGAAUGAAAAUGUUAUGCAGAAAUAAGGCACUUGAACUGUCACUAAAAUCAUGGGAAGAAAAACAAAAACAAAUUAAACACCAGAGUAAACGCACUCAUAGCCAAUCACUAUGUAGAUUUACUCCUUUAAGCCAUGAUGAAUGGACUAUUCUAAAGGAAUUUUUGGAUGCCACAAAUAACAUAACUGAACUGAUCAGAGAAAUAUUACUGAAACAAAAAUUAUUUAAAGGAGAUGAUUUGAAAAAAUUAACUGAUUCUACUAAUGAUAAUGUUAAAAAAAUCAGUAUUAUUGAACACGAAAUGAAGGAAAAGGAAUUGCGAUCAGUAGCAACUGAUGUUGUAUUAAGCACAAAACGUUUACAUGAAGAGACACUAACUAUGAUUAGAAAUGCAGGGAAUGUUUUUGAUGGAGAGUCUGUAGUUAAACUUUCAUUGGCAUUCAGCAAACUUGAAAAUGAAUUUAAAAAAUGUCUCAUAUCAUCUAAAGAUUCUGAAGGAGAUAAUGAUUUAUCAUCAUGUUAUGUUUAUUUCCUCAACAAUGCUUAUGAAACGGACAAGUUGUGUCGUAAAGGACAGUUUUGGCAAAAGUUAUGGAAAGCUAAUGUAAUGUCUUCUAAACGACCUGGUCAAGAUAUAUCCAACUGGAGCACAGUGGAGGUGGGAAUUUGGCUCGAGUCAGUCCAGUUAGGAGAGUACACGGAAGUAUUCGCCAACAAUGAUAUUCGGGGUAAAGAGUUAUUAAACUUAUCGCGACGUGACCUAAAAGAAAUUGGUAUAACCAAAGUAGGGCACCUAAAACGCAUACUUAUGGCUGUCAAAGAAUUAAGCACGGUCCAUGAAGAUCAUUAAAACUGAUUGAGGUAAAGUAUUCAAUAUUUUGGCUAUAAUAUACAUUACAUCAAUGGAUUUUGUAUAUAUAUUUUUUACAGAAGCUUUUUAAUUGAUUUUUUUAUGGAAUAGGUAUAUUAUUUGUAUUAUAUUAUAAUACUUUCUCAGAUUACAAUGAUAGGUAGUUUCCAAUGCCUCAAAGAUUUAAUAUUUGAAGCUUAAUUAAUUUAAUUUUCAGGUUAAACUCUAAAAAUUAAUUAGCAUAGUAAUCAAGAACAAAACAAUCUAAUUAAAUGAUGUUCCUAAAAUAAAAAUAUAUAUAAUAUAGUAUAUAUGCCAUAUAUAUACACUAUUAUGCAAUUCUGUUUAUGCAUAAUAAUUUGAUUUAUUUUAAACAAACAUUUACAAUUUUUCUUACGAUAACCUGUUAUGGAUUAACUUAAUUUGUUAUUCUUUAUAAUGUUAGCUAUGGAUAUAAUAAUGGGAACAUGAUCUACCUAUAGUCAUCAAUAUCCAUAAUCAUAAUAUUAGUAAUUAGGUUCAUUAUUGAUACACACACAAUUUUCAAAUUUGUAUUACAUUAAUUUUUGUAAGCUAUUGAGUAUAAAAAUUCAGUGAUAUCAUUAAAUAUAGGAUAGCAAUUGGUUUCAUUUUAAUGUUAGGAGUUUUAGGAUCCCACAUCAUAAUAUAAAUUUAGCCCAUUCAAAAUAUACUAAUAUUUACGCGCAUACUCCAAAUUUAAAUCCUGGAUCUCUACCUGUUAUAUGUAUAAUCAGUAAAUGUUCAUGAAUUUGUGAAUGCUGGACAUUAUUAGUUAUUAUGUUAACGGGUAAAUUAUGUUAAAUUUAAAACAGGAAUGACAAAGACUUAUUCUACUUGCUCUAUUUAACUUGUCUAUUAUCCCUAUCAUCUAGUAACUUAAGUGCCAAAUAACUAUUUAUUAACAUUUCAUUAUUUGUUAAUUUUUUUAUAAUGUUUUUAUAAAUAAAACAUUAUACUUCU
Acyrthosiphon pisum (pea aphid) is the source of this 5581-nucleotide messenger RNA. RefSeq names its product diacylglycerol kinase eta. The coding region runs from base 266 to 4600 and encodes 1444 amino acids. The record is from RefSeq and is a predicted model, not a curated record. The transcript is spliced from 25 exons. Gene Ontology annotation, biological process: phospholipase C-activating G protein-coupled receptor signaling pathway. NCBI's taxonomy places the organism in Eukaryota, Metazoa, Arthropoda, Insecta, Hemiptera, Aphididae. Gene Ontology annotation, molecular function: protein binding; ATP-dependent diacylglycerol kinase activity. Gene Ontology annotation, cellular component: plasma membrane.